Messenger RNA from Uranotaenia lowii, 4283 nucleotides. Its product is annotated as carbohydrate sulfotransferase 11-like. The record is from RefSeq and is a predicted model, not a curated record. The transcript has 6 exons. Gene Ontology annotation, cellular component: membrane. Gene Ontology annotation, molecular function: sulfotransferase activity. Gene Ontology annotation, biological process: carbohydrate biosynthetic process. Lineage: Eukaryota; Metazoa; Arthropoda; Insecta; Diptera; Culicidae. Bases 721 to 2199 code for a protein of 492 amino acids.
AGGUGUGCACGGGUCCCGUCGUUUUGUGCAGCCUUUUUUUCGGUGGGUGCCCAAAGUUUUUAAGUUGUUUGCCGUCGUCGUUGGUUUUUCGGGAAAACAGUUUGUUGAAUUGCUGCUCCAGCAGGUGGAAAAAUAAUCGGUGCUAAGUCUCCCCGUGCCAGUCAGCGAAUGCGAAUCAGUGUGAAUCCUUGAAACAAAGAAACAUUUCCUUGUCUAUCUUGGCUCCUUUAGGAAGUGCUUUGAAGUGGCGAUUAAUUGCAAACCCGGAAUGAAGUAUCGUGAUACCAAAUGUAACUACUGAAUUCAGUGCUGGGGCCGUCUAGUGGCAUCUUGCAAAUUUUCGUCGGAUUGCUCCGCUGCUCAUAAAUGAAUCAAUUGCAAUAAUCGCUGCCAGUGGGCAACUGUUUCGUAUGAUGUUCUCAUGAAUUGGAAAGUACGCUCAACCAUCAGAGUGAGUAACAAUCGAUUUUCCCUUCAUUCAACAUCUUUCGCCAGCAACCUGCUGCUCCUGGGGGACGUUGCAGAUUUCACAAACAUCCCUUCCAAGGCAGCGAAGGAUUAACUUGAGAAGUACACGAAGCGAUGUAUCUCAUCCGGAAUGAAGUGAAUUGUGCAGGGCAAAAUGUGUGAUUUUCAAGAUAUAUCGCCAUACAACGAUAGCAGUUGGGUCAUUAAGCGCAAUCCUUUCUUCAUCACAAGCAAGUGCAACAUUCAUUCAAGAUGUCCAAGGAAAAUCUCGCUCAUCAGCAACGUUCCCACCAUCAAUUGCAACAACUUCUACAGCAACAGCACCACCAACAGAAGCAAACGCGAUACCAGCAGCAUCAGCAACAGCAGCUGCAGAAACUUUUACAGCAGCACAACAGCCAUCAUCACCAUCACAACCAUCAGGCCGCCGCUAACAGUCACCCGCAGCAGCACCGGAAGCGGAAGCCGACCAUGUCACUGCUGUCGCUCAAGUUCAACCGGCGGCGAUUCUACAUCUGCCUGAAGGUGGUGCUACUGUUCGUGGUCUUCGGGCUGUACUUUGUGCUGUUGCUGCGGGAAUCGAUCACCAUGGUUAGUUCGGCCAAUCGGAACAAACUUGGCCCCGGCGGAAAAGCGGAUGCGCUACACAAAGCACCGGCGGGCAUCGGUAAUCUUCCAGCUCGGCCUGGGAAGCACAACAUUCCGAAGCACUACCACAACAACGCCGCUGGGCUGCAUCCGGCAAAAGGCGGCUCCUCGACCCGAUCCCAGUCUUCCAGGGCCCAGAAUUCCGGAAUGCUGACAGCAACGAGUAGCAACCAUUCAACGCUGAAUCCGGUCUACGAAUACUCGGAAGAACUGAACACAGCAGCCGAGGCCGACUUCAACGAUCGCCGGACGGUUCUGUGGAACAUCUGCGCCGAGCAUCGGAUCAUCGGGAAGUAUCCACCGAAUGCUUGGGAAUUUUUCAUUUCGCCUGGGCAUGGGCUGGCUUGGUGUAACAUUUUUAAGGCCGCCAGUAGUACCUGGAUGUACUACUUCAACAUAUUGGGUGGAUACGACGUUCGAUUUCUGCAGCGAACCCGUUCAUCGCCGAUCGAUCUGGCUAGGCAGAGGUUUCCACGACCUAGCACCGCAGAGUUGAACGACUAUCUUUCCAAUACGAUCUCGUUCUUGAUAGUGCGGGAGCCAUUCGAGCGGCUAGUUUCGGCCUACAGGAAUAAAUUGGAGGGUUGUCGCAACAAGUACUACAAGCUACUUGGGGAGCAGAUAAUAAAAAAGUUUCGCAAAAAAGCCAAGGAUGGAAAGUCACCGGUGAAAUACCCUAAAGGACCGACCUUCCGGGAGUUUCUACAGUUUUUGGUCAGUCACUACAAGAGUGGCGGACGCUUCGACGAGCACUGGAGCCCGGUGUACUCCUUCUGCACCCCGUGCAGCAUCAACUUCACGCUCAUCGCCAAGGUGGAAACAUUCCAGCGGGACACCGAGUACAUCAUAAGGCAGGCCGGCCUAGAGACGCUGUUGUUGAACAAAAUGCCCCAGGGAAAGGCACGGGCGAUUGCCAAUCGAUCCACCAGCAAUACCAGGAAUCUGGUGCCAAGAUAUUUCUCCCAGAUAGACGAGCAGCUGCUGACAGAAGUACUGGAGAUCUAUCAGCUCGACUUUGAGCUGUUCGGCUACAACAGCACCAAGUACUACAGCUACGUCCAGGAAACGCUGGACGAUGGAUAACAGGGUGUUACUGGUGAGGCAGUUUGAAAUCCCUAUUCUUCUGACGUCGCGUCAAGGGCAAAUCGAAAGUCAGCUUAGAAUACUGAUACGGAAAUGUAACGACACCCCGUGUUGAAGUAUACAACGGAGUGUCCCUCGGAAAAGACUUAAGGGUUAGGAUAGUAUAAUAACAACCAGAUAUAUAUUAUAUAUUCAACAGUUCGAUGUUCGUUUUUGUGAAGAUGUCGUUAGCGUAACACUUAUACAUAUUUACAUAUUUUGUCAAACUAAAAAAAAAGUCUAAAUCUAACAAAGACGAAAAGUUAACGGUUAUUUUACUAGGAUAGUUUCUUACUAUGUUAACCAAGGUACUAUUUAUGAAUAGGUGUCUGUAGAAAACAAAAACAAACCUGCACAAACUGAGAAGCACGGCACGGAAAAAAGUAAAAUAGUAACACAAAAGUACACAAAGGACUAGGCCCACCAACUUUCCAUGAAACGAAAUUAUUUUCGAAUUGCACAAAAAAAGCAUGGCACAUGAAGGAAGCAAAAAAAGAGUAGGGAGCAUAUUGACAAACUGCUAUUUACAUGUGAUCGAUGUUCUAUGACCCACGUGCAUGUCCCAGCCAGUAAUUUGCAUACAAAUUGAAAGUCCAGCCCGGAAAAACUCUUUUCAACCCCACAUAUUUUCACCUAACAGGUACGCACGUGAAUCACUAAUAUGCGUAUUUCUUUACAUAUAGAUAUGGAUGUGUAUGUGUAAGUCAGGUUACGAAAUGACGUAUUUCAUCGUUAGUCAACUGAAAUUCCCAGCGGAGCGAUAACUUUAACUAGAACAUGAAAGCCAGCCAGAAUUAGCAAACACGCACUCGACCCGGCCUCCGGUUUUGUCCCGAAUCGGAUCCCAUCAAGCUGUGAAUAAUUAAUAAAAAAAACCAAAAGUCCGAAUAGAAGUUCGGGGUUGAGUCAAAAAAGCUUAUGUGAUAAUGUGUCUGUAGAUAACUAGUGGAUGAAGUGCCAAAUCCAAAACUCAAAAGCAACAAAGUUAUCGUCUUCGCUGAAACAAUUCGAAUAUUAGGAAAACAAAAAGAUAAAACUUAAAUCCCCCAUUUUCAAAAAAAAGUAAAACGGUGCUAAGGUAGGAGGUAGAUACAGAUGUCUAUUGUGGACUGAACUUACAACCAACAUAAAUGGCACUAUUAUUGAGACAAAAGACGACAUAAUCAGACUUUUCCCAACAUCGAUGUUGUACCGAAGACCAAAAACUACGAUUCCAAACACCGAUCGGAUAGUUUAGUUACGAAAAUAUAGCACUCCUGCUGAUAGCAAUUCAAAAUGACCCGCUCGAGUUGAUUAUACAUAAAAAAAACGUUAGUUAAUGCAUUAUUGUACAUCUGCAUGUUUAAAUCCAAAACCAAAGUGUUUCGAAAAAUCUAUUUUUAUAUUGAUAUUACAAAAAAACGUUUUGGAACCUUGAGACAGAACACAAAUGUCAAACGAAAAAUCGAUUCUAAAAUCUUAAACAAAAACCCAACGGAUCUUUUUCUUUAUUUCUUACCUAACAGAAUCAUUACUUUUCAAAACCAUAAAAUCUUAUCCCAUAAUCUGAUUGGGAACAGCACUCGAAAUAGAAAUAGAAAUUAAUUGUACCAUUAUGAAUGUUGUCAUCAACCGUGUACCUUGUAUUUACAAAACAAAACCUGAAUAUCUGAUCAUUUUUAUUUUCAGUACCGUACAAAAUUCCUCACAGUAUAUACACAAACCUUCAUCAAACAAAAGAAAAACAUUAAAAAAUAUAGUUGAAACAACAUAAAUUGACACAUAGUAACAAAGGUAAACAACUUAUAAACAGAUCACAAAAGUAGUUUCAAACACGAUGAGCAAACAUAAGAAGAAAAAAACGAAAUGUGAGAUCUUAUAUACCUACAACAAUAUAUAUUAUAUCUACAAACAAAACAAAACAAAAAAAAAUAACUCUUAUAUAGUCUCUUUCAAGUUCAAGCGGCGCAGUUGCAAACAAGGUGAAAUAUAGUUAAAAAAAAAAAAGAAGAAGAAGAAGCAGAAAAAAACAAGUGACACAGACUGAAUCAUUAAAAGUGAAAUGG